Messenger RNA from Topomyia yanbarensis, 3011 nucleotides. RefSeq lists its product as uncharacterized. The record is from RefSeq and is a predicted model, not a curated record. Gene Ontology annotation, biological process: regulation of translational initiation. The transcript has 9 exons. NCBI's taxonomy places the organism in Eukaryota, Metazoa, Arthropoda, Insecta, Diptera, Culicidae. Gene Ontology annotation, cellular component: cytosol. Bases 357 to 1847 code for a protein of 496 amino acids. Gene Ontology annotation, molecular function: translation activator activity; protein binding; RNA binding.
AAAUGUGUUUACACGCGGCAGUCGCACUGAUUGCACAGGGAACAAAUACUGUGGUGUUAGCUAAAUUAACCAUCUGUGCGACGUGAGGUGAAUACUUAUUGUUGUGAUUCGAGUAAUCGAAGCUAUGCAGAAGGUGGUCAAAAUCGAUAGAAGUUAAGUUAGUGAGUAUUAUGACUCAUCGACAGACGAACAUCUACGAGUUGAUGCCCCGUUCUCGUCGCAUGUGUCAUCGCAGAAACCGAGAAUUUCAACACACCCAAAACGCGAUGGAUCAAGAUUUUGAACGAACACUUGGGAUGUGCUGAACACUCAUGGUCGAGCGACACAACGAAAGCCAAAACUAACAGAGAUUGGGAAUGACCGAUCAAAACGAAAAACAGAAAUUUAAUAUGCAAGAUAUCUACAUCUCACCAGGAAUCUCCAGGGAGCGAAGUUUCAUUCGAACUUCGAAUCAGCAGGUAAUGGACAUGAAUGCCAACAAGAGACGCAGCUUGGCCUUCAGCCAGAGCCAGGCCAUGCAGCAUGCCCAACAACAACAGCAACAGUUGCGCGGUAAGCCACCGAUGGAAAUCUAUCGUCCACCAAAUGUGCGCCUGGAUGGACACCCGAACCAGAUCAACAAACUGAACGUGCACGCGCAGGAGUUCCAGAUGAACAACCUAAACGACGGUCGUAUUCCGCUGCAAAACUCCAGAUCUCUAAACAUCUACAGUAACUCUCUGCAGCAAGCGAAGUCCAAUCUCGGCAUGCAGCUGAACUUGCAUCCCCGAGCACAUCCAAUGCAACUGGGCAACAUCGGCAGUCCUCACCGGGGACCGAUUAUGAUGUCUUCCCACCCGAUGCAGCACGGUGGAGUUCAGCUACAGUCCUCCCAUAUGCCGCUCGUUAAUUCACCGUCCAGUGGUAACAUACUGCACUCCACAGGACCACGAGUAAAAUUCGCUCCGGAGCCAAUAGUUCAUACAGAACACACAAACAACAGCUUCCAACCGCAAUCGAACAACAAUUUGCCAUCAACGCUACAACCAAGCGCUCAAAACCUCAACAACAACAACAAUCCGAUGAACAUUGCACCGUUACAGCGCUCCAAGUCACUUUCGUCAGCCGAUACGCUUACACGAGGAUUGGCCGGGUUGGGACUUGCUGUGGGACCGGACGCCAACGACAUCGGUCAAUUUCCACCGGAAAUACAAGCGAUCGUGCACAAAGCGGCGGAUGAUCCGAACCAGCUGAACGCACGGUGUUUGAUGGAGUUGGCGACGCAACUGAUGCAUCGGGCAGUCGACGGUCGAAGAUUUGCCCUACCAAUCUCUAGAUUAUGCAUUACAAUUAUCGCUAAGGAAAGGAAAGAGACAUUCUUGGAAGCUCUGUUGAACACGUGCCGUCAGUGGUACCAAGAACGUGAUAAGGUUCUAGGUCCGCUCCUAAACAUCAAAAAUCCUUCACGGCCACGUUUCACAGCUUUCAUGGCUUUUCUCACGGAAAUGUUUUGCCAGCUGAAGCGACGCCAACUGCAGCUUCGUACCGAGUGCGAUGGAGUCCCGCCUCCGAUGGUGCUGCUGACAGUGCUUGGCAAAUGCUGCGAAGAUUGCGUCAAACCUCCCGUUCGAUCACUUUCCGAGAUCGAAUGCCUGUUCUUCGUACUGACCUGUAUUGGGCGCGACUUGGAAAUGCAUCUACCACAGCAGCUGGAAACGUUACUGGCUGCGGUUCGAGACGCGUUCCUGAACUCAUCGGCUUCAGCCCCGGCCAUCCGUCGUACACUAUUGCAGUUAAUCGAGCUCCAAGCAUCCAGAUGGCAGCUCCCCGGUAAUACUGUGCUGUAUUACUAUCCAUCCUCGAAAUAAGCUGCCUAUAUUGAGUUCUAUGUAUGCAGUGCACUGAUGGAUCCUCAUGUUUGAUGGACUGCCAGUCUGGUUGGUUUACCUGCGAAGUUUCCUAUGGUGAUGAUACUAUGAGAUUACCACACUAUCGUUAACAACUUUCACCUACCUGCUAUGGAAAGUGUUGGAGGAAGGAGAACUUUUGCCGAAUCAAAUAAAAACGAACGAAACACUCUGGAAGUAAAGAGAAUUUAGAAAACGACACGAUCAGACUACAUUCCAUCAAAACACACUAACAAUGAAGGCAAGAAAGGAAAUCAAUUACCACAGAAUGAAAUAUUAUUGAAUAUCUGUUAGGAAACGCCCUUUAUUUUUUGAUUAUUUAAACGUACUAUUUAUCUUCACGAAUCUCUGAAAAUGUUUAUCAAAAAACACGAAAUUUCACAAUGUAACACAGAAACGAAACGAUUUUUAUAAUUUAGAAGUUUUACUAAACCUCUUAAGUUUUUGAUGGAUGUAAUCUAAAACAUAUAUUUAAAGCGAAAGCAAGUAAACUAGUCAUUUUUAUUUAAUUAUUUUAUAUAAUGUCAAACUUUUACAUGCAUUGUUAAACGUAAACAUAACAGAAAAAUCAACAAUGACUGACUAACAUCAUUAUUACUUAUCAUUAUAAAUUCAUUAUACGCAUUAAAAACAUGCACCCAGUCAAAACACGGAAGAGCCGUACCACAAAUAAUUGCGAACGCUCUGGUUGUGUCGAGUUUACGGGCCUGUGCUUUCGCGAGGGCCACCCGAUUAUAUGUAUUAACUUAUUUGGAUCCUAGCGUAUGCAUAGUUUAGCAAAUUAGUAAAAGCGGAACAACAAUCGUCAUUUUGAAUGGCAAAUCCGCGGGCAUCACUGUACGGAACAGUGUAUGCGCCAGGCCGAGACGUCUUAUGACCGCCCGUUUGAUUGAUGAAGCUAAAACGGGCCGGAGGAAAGUUUCAUAUUUACAUCAGAAGUACAAGCAUCGUACACGCAUGAGCUGUGUUAGGAACAUUUUAAUGGUUUUGAGAUAUACAUUUAAUUGUUGAAAGUUAUUGCAUAAAGUCUGUCUUUUCGCUCUGAAACUAAUCAUGUGCAGUUAGAUAUGUGUCGAAAAUUGUUUUGUAGUAAAUAAAGCAUCUUUUUCUAGUUUUCUAUGAGAA